GCUGCUUCCUCGGAAGUGACUUGCAGUGUAGGAACAGUGGGCAAAAUGGACAUUCCAAGGUCAGUGGAGUGGGUGAGGAGCCUCCAAAUGCCUCGGUCCAGCUGGAGGGAAUCACUGGCACUACAGCUGAGAAAUUAACUCCAAGAGAACUUGACUACCAAGUGUUUGGAAGUGCUCGCUCUCGGCCGCUCCUACCCCGGACCGGUGCACCUCCGCCGCCCUCCAGUGAGGUCCCAGAAGUGGCCAAGCUGCAAAGUGGACGGAGAUGGCCGUCCUCUCUCCCUGCUCCACGGGGACUCCCCGCACCCAGCUCGCCGCAGGCUCUUGCCGUAGACUUCUCGGACCCCCGGUGUUUUCACUUCGGGGGACGCAGAGGCACGGGGGAAGCCCUGACGGUUUCCGCGGAGACUCGCCUGGACUGCCGCGGCACCCCUGGCGCCGGGGGUUACUUUGCGAGGUGCGGUCGUGCAGCCCCCGGCUGUGUGUGUGACGCUCCAGCUCGCGAGCUCCGACCGUCCGGCGCGGCGUCCGCGGUUCUGCUCCCCUCUGCGCCCCCCGAGCCCGGGACCCCGCGCCGCCGGCAGACCUGGAGGACGCGGGCGCCGCAGCACUCGCCGCCCCAGAGCCGCGCUCCUUCCGAACAAAGCAGCGGCGAGGGCUGCCGGGCUCCUAAACCCUGGAUCGGACCGGGAGCCGGGGGCAGGGGAGGGGGCGUAAAGGGGAAGCCGAGCGGAGCAAGGAGGUUCUUGAAGACCAGGGAGGACGCUCAGACCCAUUUUCCCGGCUGGAUUCGGAACCGCUGCCUGGCUAUGGACCCAUGUGUGUGGAUCGCUUUACCCAGAGGCUUGGAAAGCGCCAGUAUUAACUUGCCUCCAGGUACAUCACAAGGUCACGAGAGGGUCUUGUAGCCGUCUUGUCUGCGUCCAUCUGGACUUUCCGGUCUUGGCCACAAGGAUAUUUAUGUUUCGGUCCACAUCAUCUGAAGCCAAAAGUUCAGCCCUUCGAGCUGGGUUCUGUACAAACAAGGUAACAAGGAUUGCUUUUCAAACUGCUUAACAAAAUCCCCGACUCUUCCUCAGCCCUUUCCCGGCUCUCCCCUCUCCACCAAAAUGUCACCAGCCCAUGAAUUGCGUGGAUUUGGGUUGGAGGAGAACUUGAAGGAAACGUGAUCAAAAGGCUAUGCCAAACCACUGUCUUUUCUGCCUGUGGUCCGGUGGG
This is a messenger RNA of Hyaena hyaena (striped hyena), 1218 nucleotides long. RefSeq lists its product as uncharacterized. Lineage: Eukaryota; Metazoa; Chordata; Mammalia; Carnivora; Hyaenidae. The transcript has 4 exons. The record is from RefSeq and is a predicted model, not a curated record. The annotation marks the transcript as partial.